AUGAAUGAUGAAGCUUCGACAGCAAUUUAUUCAGAUUGGACACAUCACGGGGGAGUGCCAUUUCAGGGAUUGAGGAAAUACAUUGCUUUUACAUACAUUGGAUUUAAUAUCGUUGGGUUCAUUGUGAACAUUUGGGUUUUCUAUGUCGUCGCACCACUCAUUUUCGCUCCAGCCGUUAAGGUUCCAAAAAGUAUCUUAUUCUUCAUCAUGGCAUUAUGCGUAGGAGAUCUUAUGACCAUGAUAGCCAUGCUUUUACUCGUUAUGGAAUUAUUUUUUGGCACCUGGCAGUUCUCGUCUGUUGUCUGUACAUCAUAUCUAGUGUUUGAUUCGAUGAACAAAUUCAUCGCCCCAAUGAUUGUCUUUCUCAUAAGUCGCACAUGCUACGCGACAAUUUGCUUAAAUAAAACUAAAGCUGAAAGAGCUGCGAGCCUUAAGUACGCGGUGGUUCAAUUAGCUGUUGCUCUCGGGUUCGUAUUGGUUUUAGUGUGGCCAGUCUUUGCAUAUUCGCAGGUUUUCACAUUCUAUAUUAAUCCUAAUAGUACAACGAAAGAAGUAACGAUCAUUCGGAAGUGUGGUUUCUUCCCUCCUCAACAAAUCGAGUUCUGGUUCAACCUGAUAGCUUGUAUAACCUCAUACGCGGUACCAUUAAUUGGAAUCAUCUAUUCAUAUCUAUCUGUACCGUUUUUUCUGAAACGGCGAGCUCUAACGACACUAGUGUCAUCAAACUCAAUUGACAAUGCCAUGCGUAAGGUUAUAACAACUGUUUUAUUGUUAACUGCUAUAUAUGUGCUGUGCUGGUCUCCAUACUGGGUGUCCAUGUUUGCCCACGACAUUCUACCUGUUGCCCAGAAAUAUAUGGUAAUUAUUUCAUAUUUCAUUCAUUUGUUACCGUAUGUUAGCUGUUUAGCUUAUCCCGUUAUAUUCACUCUCAUGAAUAGAGGCAUACGAACAGCUCAUGCGAAAAUAGUUGCUGAUCAGCGUCGCAGAUUCAGAAGUUUAACAGACGAUGCAACAGUUCAUGUCAGGAGCGUCAUACGUGGAUUCCCACAACGUCUACGACAACCCAACUCUAAUAUUCAGAAUGAUCCAAAAUCCACAAGUUCUGAUUCAGCAACAAGAUGUGUAGAACUAGUAUAUCGCGAGAAGGUACCCGACACGAAGACAUACUCAACAGACGAAAACUCAGGUUAUGGAGCUAAUAGUAAUGAGACAACUCGAGAAAUCGAAAAUGAAACGUUGUUAAGUUAG
Molecule: messenger RNA, 1248 nt
Organism: Auanema sp. JU1783
Lineage: Eukaryota; Metazoa; Nematoda; Chromadorea; Rhabditida; Rhabditidae
Source: the annotation of a GenBank genome assembly